This is a messenger RNA of Scedosporium apiospermum, 3060 nucleotides long. RefSeq lists its product as uncharacterized. Gene Ontology annotation, biological process: transmembrane transport. The coding region runs from base 1 to 3060 and encodes 1019 amino acids. The transcript has 5 exons. Gene Ontology annotation, molecular function: transmembrane transporter activity. The record is from RefSeq and is a predicted model, not a curated record. Lineage: Eukaryota; Fungi; Ascomycota; Sordariomycetes; Microascales; Microascaceae.
AUGGAUCUUAACCCCCUCAAUUACCAUGAGUUGGGUCCCAAACUUCUGGGAGACAUGUUUCGAAUUCUCCAUCUGAAUCGUGCACUGCAUCUGCACCCAGGAACAGACCAUGACCUGGUCGAGUGCGACCUCACUCACACGUCGCUGGAGGGCCGUCCAUCUUACGCCGCUCUAUCAUACUGCUGGGACGUUCCUCAACCUCAACACAUCAUUAUAUGCAAUGGAAAGAAACUCCCGAUCAGACACAACCUCCACGCCGCAUUGCUUCACAGACGGCAGUCUGACCAGACCAUAACUCUCUGGGCCGAUGCGAUAUGCAUCAAUCAAGAUGAUCUGGAAGAAAGAGGCCGACAGGUCGGGCUCAUGAAGGAUAUAUUCCUCGCCGCAGCAGAGGUUAUCGUCUGGCUUGGUGAGGAAACGGACGACAGUGACAUCGGUAUGCAAGCGGCUCAAGAUCUCGCAGACGCUGGGCGUGAGUAUCUGAAGCACCGCGAGACGCUCGAGAACCUGCCGCCUGGCGACUCUCUUGUUGUCUCCACCUUUGGGCCAUUCAAACACCGGUCCCAAUGGGCUAGAUUCAACGCAUUUUCCAAGAUUAUCGACCGAAACUGGUUCUCCAGAACGUGGGUUGUCCAGGAGGCCGCUGUCGCAGCAAAGAUCACGAUCCACUGCGGCAAGGCGACCAUGACGUGGGAAGACUUUACGAACGCGGCAGUGCUUCAAAAUCAAUUAGACCUCUACACAAGUCAUCACGACCGAAAUGGCCCACCUCUGAUGAUCAUUCAGACCAGAGAUGACUUUCAAAACGGUGUAGAACGGGACCUUCUCGCCAUUACGUAUCGACACCGACUUUUCGAUGCCACAGACCCCAGAGACAAGAUAUACGGCGUGGCAGGAUUGGCGAGCUGCUCGCUCGCAAGGAGUUUAAUGUCCCAUGUCGAUUACACUAUUGAGCCGUUCGUUCUCUACCGCCAGGUUGCUACUGAGAUGUUGAAGCGUGGCACGGACCUGAAUGUUCUCUCCGUUCCUCGUGGUCUCGAUAUUGACCAUCCCGAGGGGCUUCCAAGUUGGACACCAGAUUGGAGAGUCAUUAGGCAAUCUCCAGCGGUGGGCUUAAAGAACCAAGACGAUAUAUAUGAGAUUAGAUACGACGCCAGCGGUGGCUCUAAGCCGGCUGUGCAGUUCGACGAGACUGGACUCCUUCUCGGUCUGGAAUGCUGCUGGGUGGACUCUGUCGAUACCGUUGGAAAGACGAUGGUGGUGGACGAUAUACCACAUGGGUACCCUGGAGUCCUGAGACUCCCGAAGUCCGCCUACAUGCUGGACGAAUGGAGGACCGUGACCAGAGCAACGGAUCGCAUCGAUUACCCAAGCUCGGAGCCGAUCUUAGAUGCCUUCAUUCAGACACUAGUGGGCGGCCCGACGCAUCUUGAUAUGCCUUUCAUGAGACAACAAUACAACAUUCUUGAUCGACAGGCGCGUCUCAUCCGGGGCACCAUCAUCUUCCUUUUCGCUGAACCGGCCUCUCCCGAGCAACCGCCUCGGAAGCGGCGUGGGACAGGGCCUUCGCAGUUCUUGGAGCUCGACGAUGGUCUAGGUACAGUGGAAGAAGAGCAGGCCGUCAAGCCGAAAAAGACACUCUCCUUUUACAUGUCGAUUACCAUGCUUGCCCUUGUCGCGUUCGUCGUGUCCUGGGAGGCAACGACACUUGCCGUAGCCAUUCCUACAAUCACUCGCAAGCUUCACGGUACAACUCUUGAGUCAUUCUGGGCCAGCAUUGCCUUCAUGCUCGGCGUCGUCGUGACACAACCUAUCUACUCCAGCGUGUCGGAUGUCCUAGGGCGCAAGUUCCCGCUUUACGCAGCUACAGUCGUCUUCUCAGUCGGGUCGAUCGUAUUUGCCCUGGCAAACAACAUGUCAAUUCUCAUUCUAGGGCGCGUCUUGCAAGGCUUGGGCGGCGGCGGUCUCGACGUCCUGCAGGCCGUCAUUCUCUCCGACAUCACGACACUUAAGGAACGCCCCCUCUACAUUGGAUUCAUGUCCCUGGCUAUCGCAGUGGGCAGUGUGACAGGCCCCGCCGUCGGCGCCGCCUUCACCGACUAUGUAGAAUGGAGGUGGAUCGGCUGGGUCAACCUGCCCUUCACUGGCAUAGUUCUCUUGCUCAUCUUCUUUUUCCUACAUCUUCAGCCCCUCGACAUGACGCUCGCUGCCAAGAUACGCUGCCUGGACUGGGGCGGGAUGCUUCUCUUCGCAACGGGCACCAGCUUUUUUGCCCUGUCGCUGAGCUGGGCCGACGCUCUUUACCCCUGGGCGUCGUGGAAGACUUUGACCCCGCUGAUCGUGGGAGCGCUCCUCCUCGUCACGUUGAUCUCCUACGAGGCGAGGCCUGUCGAGCCUGUGUUCCCGCCCCGUAUCUUCUCCGGCAUCACGCUCGGCACGGCGCUAGUCUCAGGCUUCUUCAAUGGUAUGAUCAUGUACUCCCUGAUCCUGUACCUGCCCCUCUUCUUCCAGGCCAUCUUCCUCCGGGCACCACUACGCGCCGCCCUCUCUGCCCUCCCGGUGUGCCUAGUAUCGGUGGGAUUCAGCUUCGUCUCCUCCAUCGUCAUGGAGCUGACCCGCCGCUACCGUCUGCAGCUCUGCUUCGGCUGGGUCUUGACAGCCGUCUUCCUGGGGCUAUGGAGCCGUGUAGGCGAGAACACAUCUUGGGCUGAGAAUUACAGCCUGCAGGCAUUCCUCGGGGUUGGCAUUGGCACCGUCUUUACCACGACGGCCAUCCAGCUGCAAGCUGGUGUCGAGCGUGUCGACGACAUGGGCAUCGCUGCUGGGCUCCUCGUCGUCUUCCGACUCUUUGGCGCCCUCAUUGGCCAAUCGAUUGGUGCCGCCGUCUUCAGUUCGGUCUUUCAGAGAAGCCUUGCUGCCAAGUUUGCAGAGCUUCCUGAGGCACUCGAGGUACUGAGGGACCCCACCCGAGCGAUUGGUCUCAUUCCCUCCCUUGGCGACCUCAACUUGUUGGAUGGGGAUAUGCGAAAGCUCAUUAAACAAAAAGUUAUAGUUUUCUAA